AUGGAGUUGGCUAGGUGUUACACGGUGGCUGAGUUCGAGUCUGCUUAUGCAUCUUUUAAGGUGAGAUUUCCUCCAGCGUACAAGUAUUUAGAGGAGCAUACUGAUAAAAGCUCAUGGGCUCAGGUUUAUUUCCCAGGUGUGAGAUACAACUUGGACACUAGCAACAGUGUGGAGUCAAUGAACAGCGUCUUUAGGAACGCCAGGAGGUAUGCUUUAAUACCAUUGUUGGAUACAAUCAUCAAAAAGUUUUCAGACUGGUUUAAUCAACAUCGGAAGGACUCUGUGGCUGGGUCGAUUGAUACCAAACUGGUUCCUCAUGUCGAGAUUCACUUGCAUAACCUAUGGAGCACAGCUGAGAAAACACCAGUGCGUGAGCUUAAUAGUUAUGAGUUUGAGUACGAGGUAACCGACACUGAAAAUGGGAAGAAUUAUGUUGUGAACUUGAUAGAGAAGAGCUUUAGCUGCAAGGUGUAUGAUUAUGAAAAGUAUCCUUGUCUGCACGGACUUGCUGCUUACUUAUAUUUCCUUGAGGUUGAAGCUGCUCCUGGUCGUCAACGUGAUGUCAAGAUAGAGUAUCAUGAAUUGUGCUCGAAAUAUUACUGGACAGAACUUUGGGCAUUGGUUUAUUACAAGACCAUUUAUUUUGUGCCGGACAGGUGUGAUUGGAAUGUACCAGAUCACAUCAAAGAGCUUCAGAUCAUACCUCCGGAUCGCCUCAAGAGGAAGGGAAGAAAAAAUAAUAAGAGGAGUCCAUCUGUUGGGGAACGACGUAAAAGGACACAAAACAUAAGGCGACCAAGGCAAAGUUUCGGUUUCAGUUGGCUGUUGUUUGGAAUGCGUAGUAGUAAUCCCAGUGAAUCAAACUAG
Brassica rapa (field mustard) is the source of this 867-nucleotide messenger RNA. RefSeq lists its product as uncharacterized. The record is from RefSeq and is a predicted model, not a curated record. Lineage: Eukaryota; Viridiplantae; Streptophyta; Magnoliopsida; Brassicales; Brassicaceae. Gene Ontology annotation, molecular function: zinc ion binding.